Molecule: messenger RNA, 3447 nt
Organism: Penicillium cataractarum
Lineage: Eukaryota; Fungi; Ascomycota; Eurotiomycetes; Eurotiales; Aspergillaceae
Product: putative RNA binding protein Jsn1
Exons: 4
Coding region: 1-3447 (1148 amino acids)
Molecular function (GO): RNA binding
Source: RefSeq, a predicted model, not a curated record
AUGUUACCGGUCUCACGACCUGAAGGACAGAUGAGUUUCAACUACAUUCCAACCACACAGUCCAUGUCGGGAACUUCGACAGGGCGAAGUUCCCCCAGCGACCUGGCUGGCUCGGGGGCUGCGAAGGCGCCAUUUGGUGUUUCGCGACUGGGGGCUGGCUCCCCUUCUCACGAGUUGGGGACACGUUUGUACCCGAAGCGUGCUCGUGAGAUUCAGGCCCAGGAAGGUCUCCCCACCAGUAUUUGGGGUCCCCCGACUAGUGGUCACUCGACCCCGCUGCGUGAGAACAUUCCCGAGUCGCCUAGCCAGGAUAGCUUUCCCGACCUCAUCCCUACCACCAAUGGCUCAAUGACUGGCUCUGGCCGUCGAGCCCGAGCUGGCACGGUUCCCUCUCGAUUCCCACCGAUGGGGACCCUGAAUGAGAUGGAUUCCCUUCCGACCCCCGGUGUAUCGGGCAUUGACACGAGUGCCGGUAUCGCGAGUUCGACUGCCGGUCCUAACCCGACCAUGCUGUCCCGUCUUCGAGCUGGCUCGAUGCCGCAGCGGAAUAGUCUCCUCGGGACGGGCGGUCCUUUCGGCUCAUCCGUCUUUUCUUCGGGUUGGUCGACUGGUCGCGAUAGAGCCACCACUUUGACGAGCAUCCGCUCGUCGGAGGGUCCAGCUUCACCGAGCCAGUCGUCCUUCUCUCAAGACACUGAUGUCAGAACUCUUGACUAUCUCGGUUUGGCGGAGACUCCCCAACAGCCGAGGGCUUCCCUUGCACGACCGUCGAUGGAGCAGUUGAUUCACCACCAACAGCAGCAGCAACAGCAGCAAGCAUCUGCCCUGCCGCCACUCCUGGCCGAGCUGGCGAUGAUGAAGAGCAACAAUCGGUUCCGGUCCUACUCUGUUAAUGCGAAGGAGAAGUAUGCCGAUGAUGAGGAUUUGGAAUAUGAGAGCCGCUACUCUGGAGUUCCCUCAGGCACGCUGACUCCCUCGGCCGCUGCUACGGCUGCUCAGCUUGCUGCCACACAGGCACAGAUUCACCAGCACAACCUGGCUGUUCAGGCGUUUGCCAGUCAUGCCUCUGUCAACCGCCCUCGUGCAAGGACUGCUGGUAUUCUGGAGGCCCCUCCCCAACGAUCAUCCAUCCGCAACUACCUCGCCACACCCUCCCGUCUCGACAACAGCUUCACUCCUUCCGACCUGCACAUCUCUGAGAGUGGUGAAUAUGAUGACCUUGCCGAGGCGGUCCAAAUGCUGCAUCUUGGAGCCGCUGGCCCUGCAGUUGGCGUUCGUGCAACUGGGGAGCUGGCAGAUGAGAACAACCAGGAUGGUCCGACUCGGGCUUUGUGGAUUGGCAGUAUUCCCGUCUCCACCACGGUCACUUCACUGGAUGCUAUCUUCGGCAUGUACGGAAAGAUCGAGUCUACUCGUGUGCUGACGCACAAGAACUGUGGCUUUGUCAACUUUGAACGCAUUGAAAGCGCUGUCCAGGCCAAGUCUCUGUUGAACGGCAAGGAGAUCUUCCCCGGUGCUGGUCCCGUUCGAAUUGGCUAUGCCAAGGUUCCCGGGACCUCUGCGGCUGGAACCCCCGGUGCCAACGGCAUUCAGUCAUCGCCUACCCCGGAUCCCAACUUCAAGUCGAGCCUUGUCUCGGAGGGUAUCGACCAGACGAAUUCCUUUGGUGUCGUCCCUCAGACCCCUGCCCUGAUUGAUCUGCUGCCCGAGAUGGUCGAGAUUGUGCAGGAGUUCGGAGCCAGUGAAGAUGAUUCUCGCAACAUCACCGCUACCAUCCAAAGUGCUAUUGCCUUCCAGGCUUAUGAAGACGAAAUCCCUUCCAUCUCAGAACCCAGCCAGACCCGCAUGUUUGAUGCCCCCCGUCUGCGUGAUAUUCGCAAGCGUAUCGACAACGGUGCUUGCUCAAUUCAGGAGAUUGAGGAGACUGCCAGUGCCAUGCUCCCUGAGAUUGCUGAGCUUUCCUCCGAUUAUCUCGGCAACACUGUGGUUCAGAAGUUGUUCGAGUUUUGCUCCGAGCCUACCAAGGAACAAAUGCUGUCCCACAUUGCUCCUCACCUUGCUGAAAUUGGUGUGCACAAGAACGGAACGUGGGCUGCACAGAAGAUUAUCGACGUUGCCAAGAGCCCUGCCCAGAUGAAGAUGAUUGUCGACGCACUCCGUCCCUACACCGUACCUCUCUUCCUUGACCAGUACGGAAACUACGUUCUGCAAUGCUGCCUGCGCUUCGGCGCCCCCUUCAAUGAUUUCAUCUUUGAGACCAUGCUGAGCCGCAUGUGGGAGGUCUCUCAGGGUCGAUUCGGUGCCCGAGCUAUGCGCGCUUGCUUGGAAAGCCACCAUGCCACCAAAGAUCAGCAGCGCGCCCUUGCCGCUGCCAUUGCCCUUCACAGUGUGCAGCUGGCCACCAAUGCCAACGGAGCUUUGCUACUUACCUGGUUCCUGGAUACUUGUACAUUCCCCCAUCGCCGAACCGUUCUUGCUCCCAGACUUGUUCCCCACCUGGUGCACCUUUGCACCCACAAGGUUGCAUACCUUACCGUUCUCAAGGUCAUCAACCAGCGCAAUGAGGCCGAGGCUAGAGACAUCGUUCUCAAGGCGCUCUUCUUCAGCCCUGGCGAUGAGGUGUUGGAGAAGAUUCUGAGUGACCAAUCUUCGGGAGCUACUCUGAUCUUCAAGGUCCUGACCACUCCGUUCUUUGACGAGUCGAUGCGGUCAGAGGUCGUGAAGAACGUGUCCAAGGUUCUCACCAAGUUGAAGGCAUCGCCAAGCCAGGGAUACAAGCGCUUGAUGGAUGAAGUUGGCUUGUCUUCCCGUGGUAAUGGUCGCGAGCACCACCACGGUCGUGACCAUGGCGCUAGCCACUCCUCUACCCCCGAGAAGUCGCAGCAACGUCAAUCCUCCCGCCAUGGAAGCACCAACUUCCCGGCACAGCCCCCUUUGGAGCGACAAUACAGUGGCCAAUUCGGCUCCAACAUGCUUGGCCAGGCUCCCGAUUCACGGCCCAUUUCUGCCGACCAGAACAAUGCCCCUCUUGACGCUUAUGGGGCUAAUGGCAUGAAUGGCUUCGGCGGUUCUCUGAACGGCCUUGGAGGAAUGAAUGGUUUCCAGGAUCCCAACGCCGCCCAGCAGCAGCUUCAGUACCAGGCUUACCUGGCCUCCCAGGCCCGUGGUGUCUCUCCUGGCGGUAUGUACCCAGGCAUGCCAGGAGCCAAUUUCGGCUACCCAGCCGCAUCGCCAUCCGUUGAUAAUCUGCGCUCUCUUCAAACUCAGUUGUCCGCUGCGCCGGGCACUAUGAGUCCGAAUGCCAUGCCCAAUCAGUCUGGCUACUCCCCGCAGCAGUUCAGCCCCGUCGUCAACCCAGCCCAAAUGUACCAAUAUCCUCCACAUUUCUAUGCCCAGGCACAGCCGGUGCAGGGCCAAACUGGCGGAGGCCGACGUGGACGGCGCUGA